Belonocnema kinseyi is the source of this 480-nucleotide messenger RNA. Its product is annotated as protein GVQW3-like. The record is from RefSeq and is a predicted model, not a curated record. The coding region runs from base 1 to 480 and encodes 159 amino acids. Lineage: Eukaryota; Metazoa; Arthropoda; Insecta; Hymenoptera; Cynipidae. The transcript has 2 exons.
AUGACAGAACGAACCGAACAGCGAAUUUCCAUAAAAUUUUGCUUUAAUCUCGGUAAAAAUUGUGCGGAAACUAUUGAAAUGUUGCAGAAGGCCUUUAAAGGUGAGUGUAUGGGCGAAGCACAAUUUAAAGAGUGGUAUAGGCGGUACAAAAGUGGCCGCACAUCUGUUGAUAGUGAUCCUCGUUCUGACCGACAUUCAACAGGAACUUCGUCGGAUAAUGUCGAGUGUGUGUGUGUCGCAGUUGAACAAGAUCGUCGUUUGACUGUGAGACAACUAGAAGAUGAACUUAAAAUACCAAAAAGUACUGUUUGGCGAAUUUCAACCGAGAAUUUGGGAAUGACCCCACAUCGAUUGGACGAUAAAGAGACUGUUGAAACUAAUGGGACGAAUGCACUAAAGGCGAUUACGAAGUCUGACUUUCAAGAGAGCUUUAAUAAGUGGAAACAUCGAUAUAAGCGUCUUGUUCAAUCAAAUGGAUAA